UUGACAUCUUCCUCUAAAAUGGCGACUAAACGAAAGCAAGAUGAGAAACACCUCAAAAUGUUACGGGAUAUGGCGGCUUUACCACACAACAGACAAUGUUUCGAUUGCCAUCAGAGAGGGCCUACAUAUUUGGACAUGACAAUAGGGUCAUUUGUAUGUACAGCAUGCAGCGGAAUACUACGAGGAAUAAAUCCACCACACAGGGUGAAAUCAAUAUCUAUGGCCAGUUUUACCCCAGAGGAAAUUGAUUUCAUUAAAUGUCAUGGAAAUGAAUUUUGUAGAAAAGUUUGGCUAGGAUUAUAUGACAGUCAGAAAGACCAAGCAGAACCCGACUCCAGAGACGAACAGAAAAUCAAAGAUUUCAUGGCUCAGAAGUACGAGAGGAAGCGGUGGUACCAAGCUCCGACAGAAGCCAUGAAAGAGGAAGCCAGACAAGUAAAUGAGUCCGCUACAAACCGACAGGUACCAACACGGCCACUGAAGACAAUUCUAGGGGACAAAACUCCAAAGCUUGUGGUUCAAAAUCAGUCACCCCAGACAACACCAAAGAAUCAAGCAGCCCAGCAGCCCCCUCCUGUGUCCCAGCCCCCAGCAUCGCAGAGUUUCUCCUCCCCAGGACAACAAAAUCAGUCCUCCCAGUCCUCAGGAUCUACCACUAUGGACCUAUUAGGAGAUUUGGGAGGAGACCCUUUUGCAUCGUCGGCCCCGCCAGCCCCAAAAGUGGCUACAGGUGGUGGUGGUGAAGGGGGUUUUGCUGAUUUUAGCCAGUUCUCUGCACAACCUGCUUCUCAACCCUUCCCAGCAUUCCAGAGUUCCAGCAAUACAAACACACUAUUUCCAAUGUCCAAUACACCAAUCAGUGCUGCCCCAGCUGUGAAUGGGGGAUUUCCCAGUUUUUCCCCAGCCCAGGCCCCUCCAGCGGCACCUGCUGGUAGCGAAUCAUCAGCAUCAGGGGGAAACAAAUACUCAGAUCUAGGAGACUUGUUCAGCGCUCCUACCACAACAGAGUCCAACACAACAGCCCUAAGCUGGGGUGGCUCCACCUCUGUAUCUGGGAUAUCCUGGGGUGGGGGAGGAGGAAGCAGCAAUUCAGGGGGGAUUGACUGGAACAGUGGGGGUGGUAGUGGUACUGGUGUGAACUGGAACAGUGGAGGAUCCAGCAGCACCAUGGGAACCACCAUGAACUGGAACACUUCCUGCGGCAGUACUAGUUCUAUGGCACCAUCAAGUUCAGCCUUCUCUAUUCCGCCCAGUGCUUAUUCAUAUAGCCAGCUGGGUAGACGUGGGAACCCAUUCUUCUCAGACUCUGGGGGAGCCAAUCCAUUUGGAGAGACAACAGCUGCAACCCAAUCUAAUGUUAGCAAUCCAUUUGGAGGAAGUGCAGGUGGAGGUCAUUCAUCAUUGUUUGGCAACCAACCUAAUGCAGGAUUUGGUCAACAUUCAGGGGGAUUUGGAAAUCAACCAACCAGUGCAGCAGGAUUUGGGACACACACUUCCAUGGCAGGAGGGUAUGGAACACCCACAUCAGCAGUUGGAGGAUUUGGUGCCCAAACAUCAGUGGCUAGAGGAUUUGGACAACCAGCUUCAAAUCCUGGUACUUUUAACAUGGGAGGUUUUGGACAGACCUCAACAGCUGGAGGUUUUGGACAUGCUCCUACACCAGGGGGGUUUGGACAAAACCCAUCAGCUGGUAAUUUUGGGCAGCCAGGAGGAGGUUUUGGAGGUGCAGGAAUGUCAAAUCAAUUUCAUAAUCAGAAUGGAGUCUUCAGUUCUAUGGGACCAUCAAGUACAAGUGGUGGAUUUGGGACUGUUUCACAAGCCCAGACAAUACCAAAUCAGUUUGGAAAUUCAAUGCCUGGACAGUUUGAUAAUAAAAUGGGAGGGACCCAUGGGUUUCCAUCAGGAUGGGGAGGCCAGCCUGUAGCCACAAAUGCACAGUCAGUCAAUCCAUUUUUGUCUACAGCUGCUCAGUCAAUGGCCCCAAAGAGUGGUUCAACAAACCCUUUCUUGUGAUGGACAGGAGUAGUUUGUUUUAGCUUUUUAUGAAUUUAAUUUUGAGUGAACACUUCUUGAAAGUCUUUUCAACCAAAGGUGAUUUUCAGUUGAACAAAGAUGACAGUGGUGCCAUGUGCUAUUGAAUGCUAUCAGUGUGGGCUUGCAUGAGAUUAAGGUGUUUGGAAGAUUUCAUGAGACUGAAGUCAUAUUCAUGUACAUGUAUAUACUGAUGUUAUUCAAUUUUAUUUUAAAGCUUAUUUUAAAUCAAAGGUAUAUUAGUUGAUGCAUAACAGUUGGCAAAGAAGAGUAUGUUGUGAUAUGGAGAUUAUAGCUCUGCCAGGUGUAAAAUCCUCUCUCUUUUUUUCUCUUUUUUUAGUUUGACAAUCUAUUUAGCUUAGUCGGUACAGUUAAGGUCCAAAAUUCAUCAACACUGCAAAAUUUGACGAUUGCUGAAUUUGACAGCUCAAAAUCUUACAUUAUUUCUAAGUCGUCUUGUUUCUAGUGAAUGUGCCAUUGGAAAAAAUUAAUGAAAAAAUAGAUUUUCCACAACCAAAAAUUACAUUUUUUGCCAAAUUGAUCAGUGGUAUGAAAUUGUAUAAAAAUGUGUGCCAUUUAAUGUCAAUAGUUGUUAGUAAAGAGCUAAAUUAAGCAAACAUUUCCAAAGUUAGCAACAUUGUGUAAUAUGGACCUUUCCUGGACUGUAGUUAGCUAACUUAUACAAUCACUUAGUUGGAAUACAGUAAUGCUAGUACACAGGUCAGAUGUUAUACACAUAUGGAAUUCUAUGGUAUCAGUUGUACAGAAAAUAGGGAACACAAUGCAAUUACAUGUUUAUUGGUAUAGCGUAAGGAUAGAAUUGUAUAAAAUUGAAUAAAAUUCAUUUUUGUUACAUGCAUUUUUCCCAGAAUUUUAUUACAAAUAUUUAGAAUAUUUGUAUUUGAAUUACCUGUUUGUAAAACUGAUUUUAUGUAAAUUGUUUAAGAUCAAUGUAAGAGUGUAUUAAUUUAUGGUUAGUGAAAUGUUUUGCUUUUUUGAAGUACAGUUGUGUAAAAAUGUUAAAAAUUUUAUGUAUUAAAAAUUCUUUGUAGAAGUAUUCAUAUUCGUUUACCAAUUUAAUGUUGAGUUAAUUUUCUUAUCUUUGUGGUCUUGAUAAUAAUUGUGUGAGGGAUAAUUAUACGUGUAAAAAUAAGGGUGGGGAUAGAUUUUUAAUAAAGUAAGUUUACUCAUAUUGUUAAGAAAUUAAUCUGUACAACUUAUUUCAAACCAAGUUCAAUGUCAUGAUUCAUGAAAAACAAUAUAUUUAUAUAUUUCCAUCAUAUCACAAUUGUAAGAAUGUAUCCAGGGGCAUUAAAUUACAAAACAAAUUACAGUAUAACACAAAAGUUAAGUAUAAACUUUGUUUCAAUAAUAUGUUUUGUAAGUUUUGUACACCUGUCUGUCUAAAAGAUUAGGUAUUAAACUCAAAAAUAUUUGUAAGUUCAUGUAAAUCCAUAGAUUAUGUCUUCCAUUAAAAUGAUUUUAGUUUCAAUAUUACAAAAAAAUACUAUGAGGUUUGCAAAUUGUUGUGACAAUAAAUUAAAAAAAAUCAUCUUUAUUUUAACAAAGUUUUGGUUUGAAAUAAUGAUAAAAGAAAUAACACUGCAUGUACAUGUAGAUUUAAACAAAAUCUUUCACUUCUCUGUAGGGUUUUGAAAAUUUGAUUAUGAUGAAUAGAAAUUUCCAGAAACAGAGAUUUUGAAAUUGUUAAUGAAGCUUUAAAUCUAGUGAUGUACAGACUAUGACCUUGCCAGUGAAAAAAAGUUUUCAAGAUAUAUUUAUUAUUGAUUAAAUGCUUCAUUUCAGACCAUGCUUUGUUGAUAUUUGUAUGACUAUUAUUUCCACUACAUGAAAUAUUAAAAAGUUUUGAAAAAUCUGGGAUUAAUCUUAUAAUAUAUUUAUUUGUUUAUUAUACAUAAAGGUAAAAACAUGCUGUUUGUUCAAUAUCUUGUGUAGAAACAGGGUACUGAUUUUAAUCUUUUAAUUAUCUAGGUUGGGUGUGUUUAUCUAAUCGCUGUUUUCCUUAAUUGUCAAAGACAUAGCCUUUUUUGGUGUAGGCCAUUGCUUUACAGGCAUAUGUGGCUGUACAAUAUUGUUUGUUACUAUACUUUCAGUAUUUAUGCACUGUAGAUAUAUUUAAAUUGCAAUAAUUGUCAGAAAUAUUAAUGAGCAGAUGCUAUAUUGAGUCAUUCUUAAUUUUGUUGUAAAAUAACAAAUAUAAAAUCAGAUUUUAUA
Molecule: messenger RNA, 4266 nt
Organism: Saccostrea echinata
Lineage: Eukaryota; Metazoa; Mollusca; Bivalvia; Ostreida; Ostreidae
Product: arf-GAP domain and FG repeat-containing protein 1-like
Exons: 9
Coding region: 19-2013 (664 amino acids)
Molecular function (GO): GTPase activator activity
Source: RefSeq, a predicted model, not a curated record